AAGGCUCUAAUUGAGUGUUAAUUUUUUAUUUUUUGAAAUUUCUCACUGAUAUCUGAAAAACCCUAGUUUUGAAAAUGGCUUCAGGGAAGAAAGAAUCUGAGGGCAUAGCUUUGCUCUCCAUCUAUGGCGACGAAGACGAGGAGAUGGAAUACAUUGAAGACCAUCAAAACGUCAUCGUCAACGACAAUAUUGAAGCAAAUAUUUCAGAAGGUGAGAAUAGAAUCGGUGAACCACCAUCACCACCACCACCACCACAACUACCAGAAAAGGAAAUCAUUAAUGACCAUUCUACCCCUCUGACUUCCAAUUUUGAGACUUCAACGCCAAAACAGUCUCCGAUUUCUCUCUCUUCGCCACAACCACUGCAGUUGGUGGGUUCGGACACGAGUAGGGGGCCAAAGGGUAUGCUUACAAUUGUGGAUUACGGGCAUGACGAAGCCGCAAUGUCCCCCGAAGCUGAGGAGGGGGAAAUAACUACCACAGGUCAUGUCGUGUUCGGUGAAGAGCUUCAAAUGGAAAACGGCAAUUUCCACGAAAAUCCACCACCAGGAACUGUCGAGGUCAUAACACCACUUGCUCAAGCGACUCCUCAAUUAUCUGAUCAACAUGGUCUGUCACAGUCUGAUGCCAUGACCUAUGCUUUGAAUGAAUCAGUAUCUGAAGAGGUUGAAGAAGCUAUCAAGAUUUCUGUAGAGGAGCCAAAAGAAGCUGAUCCAUUGGACAAGUUUCUUCUCCCGCCACCAAAAGACAAGUGCUCUGAUGAAUUGCAAAAGAGGAUUGUAAAGUUUCUUACAGUAAAGAACAAUCAUGGAAGGAGCUUUAAUGCAGAAGUGCGCAAGAAGAAGGAAUAUCGGAACCCUGACUUCCUGCUUCAUGCAGUGACAUAUCAAGACAUUGAUGAGAUUGGAUCGUGCUUCAGCAAAGAUGUAUUCGACCCUCGUGGAUAUGACAAAAGUGACUAUUAUAAAGAAAUAGAGGCUGAUAUGAGUCGUGAAAUGGAGAGAAAGGAGCAAGAAAGGAAGAAGAAUCCAAAGGUUGAAUUUCUUUUGGGGGGAACGCAACCUGGAACAGUUGUUCCUGUGCCUAAAGUUAGCGUGCCAACUCCAGGUGUAGCAAUUAUGGCUGGUGGUGCGCUGCAAUCAGUUCCUGCUGCAGUUGAUGUUGCAGCUCGGGAUGGUAGGCAGAAUAAGAAAUCAAAGUGGGAUAAGGUGGAUGGUGAUCGAAGGAAUCCUUUGGACUCUGGAGGGCAGGAUUCUGUAUCAGCUGUUGGGGUACAUACAGCUCUCCUAUCUGCUGCUAGUGCUGGUACUGGAUACACUGCAUUUGUAUUUGUGAAGGAGACUAUGAAUCUGAAUGGGUCCCUUUCCAGAACUGCCUUUUAUCUUAGCUAUCUGAAUGAUUUCCGGGAAGAAAAAAAGGCAACAGCGGCGGCGGGAGGCUGAGGAAAGAAGAUCAAGUGAAAAAAGGUUGGACAGAAGAUCCUGACACAUUGAGGGUAUGCUGGAUAGUGAAACUGUCACUCACACUAAUGUGAAGACAGUCGGAAUGCCCGGGGUGAAGUAUAGACUUCUACCUUAUGGUUAGAUUAUAUGUUCUGUAUAUGACUAGCUUGAAAUUUCAUUACUCGUAUAGCAAAUACUACCACCUAAUUUCUUCUAGCUUUAACCCUAAUGUAGUUCAGGGUUUAAUUAACUUCACUGUGUAGUGAUGCCUGUUUUAAACUGGCAAAU
Ilex paraguariensis (yerba mate) is the source of this 1730-nucleotide messenger RNA. The record is from the annotation of a GenBank genome assembly. NCBI's taxonomy places the organism in Eukaryota, Viridiplantae, Streptophyta, Magnoliopsida, Aquifoliales, Aquifoliaceae.